AUGAGCUCCUUCUCCGUGUUUAGAUCGUUGGCCCCGCAUUUAGGGGCUCGCUAUUCGUCUCACGUAGCCGUCAGACAGAAGACGUUGACAGACAUCAAAAAACUGUAUAACGCCAAGGAGCCUCUGGCGGUGAUCACAGCUCAUGACUACAUUACUGGUCGGAUAGCAGACUCGAGCGAGAAAUUGGAUAUCAUUUUGAUUGGAGACUCUUUGGCCAUGGUAUCCAAAGGAUAUGCAUCCACACUGGAAAUUCCAUUUGACGAUUACUACUACGCAUGCAAGUCUGUUCUUCGAGGGGUAAAUCAAAAGUUUGUCAUAGCUGACCUUCCCUUCGGAUCGUUCGAGGCUAGUGUUUCACAGUGCGUUGAGUCAGCAGUCAAGCUCAUGAAAUUAGGGAAAAUCGGCUCGCUGAAGGUCGAAGGUGGGUUUGAGCAUGGCGAGCAGAUAAAACGGCUCAUAGAGAUUGGAAUACCUGUGACGGGUCACAUAGGAUUGAAACCUCAACAAUUUAAUGCUGUUGGUGGCUACAGGGUGCAAGGAAGAAAAGCGCAGGAUGCCGCAAAUAUUAUAAAAGAGGCAGAGUACCUCAGAGACAUUGGCUGCUCUAUGCUUCUUCUGGAGUGUAUACCGCACAAGGUCGCGCAGUAUCUUACUGAAAAGCUGGAUAUUCCAACCAUUGGCAUCGGCUCCGGCCCAGGAACCUCGGCGCAGGUUUUGGUGCAGGCGGAUCUUCUUGGCAUGCUGGACUCUCCUACCGCCAAAUUCGUCCAGAAAUACAUGGAUUUCCAUUCUGAGGCCGUCAACGCAAUCGAACACUACGUGGAGGACGUCAAAUCAGGCACUUUCCCAAACGUAGAGACUCACUCGUAUCCAAUUAAGGAGGAAGAGUUCGAGGCAAUGGAAAAACUUCUGCAACAAGACCACUAAGUAGUAGAAUUUAUUUAUAUAUCUUGCUACCGUUCACCUCUAUCGGGUCCUUUUCGUUCAGUAAGUCAAUGCUGGACGUGUCGAAGACCAUUGUUUGUCCGUGUUCAGGCACCAGCACGCUCUUGGUGCGGCCCUGUAUCUGAGCCAACUCUUCCAGUUUCUGUUUUGGCUCCAAAUACUGUUCGGAGCUCAAAAUGAACGUUCCCCAAUGCACGCCCACCAUCUUCUCAAUGCUCAUGUCGUUGGCAAUCCGAAUUGCCUCGACGGGAGUGAUGUGUCGAGGCCGCUGGUGCCACUGCGGACAAUAUUGGCCAAUGGGCAAGGCACCGAGCUUCACAGGACCAUAUUUUCGUCCAAUGAGCUGGAACAGGUCUGGCGAGUAGCCUGUAUCGCCACAGUGAAACACAAUCGACUUGUUAUUUCGCAGAAUCAGGAACGAGCACCAGAGCGUUUUAUUAGUGUCUAUCAGCUGUCUUCCCGACCAGUGCAUGGCAGGAACGCAGACAAUCUCGUAUUUAUCAGGUGUGUUCGUCUCCAGCGGAACCCGGUCCCACCAGUUCAUUUCUAUCACGUUGGACACCCCGUAUUUGGCCAGAAAAUGUCGCACGCCAACGGGAACAAUCCAAAUUGACUUGUUGCCAAUCUUCCUCACCGAUUCCUCUUCCAAAUGGUCAGGGUGGUCAUGCGACACAAGAACAAACUCUGGUAUUACUACCGUCUCCAUCAGCUCGUCCAGAGACAUCGCAGCGGGGGCAAUUCUCCUGGGGCCAAACAGUUUAUUGACGAGAUGAUUUUCGAACAACGGAUCAGUGAGAAAUGACACAUUGCCAACCUGCAGCAGAGAACAAGACUGCCCAAACCACGUGAAAGUGAGCCGAUCGGAAAGUGGCGGGAGCUCAUCCUCGUGCUGCGUGGCUCUGCCGUGUGCAGUGGCUUUCAAGAGUUCUGUAUCUGGCUUCACGAUUGGCAAACUAGACCGCAACUCAUCUUUCGAGGACGGCAAUCCGCCACGCCUCCCAAACUCGAGCAGAUCUAGAACACGCAUUGCGAAAAACUCAAACAGAGUCUGUGGCCUGUACUCCGGGAACGGAUUUUCAAAGCGCCCGUUCACCAGCAAAGUGUCAUAAUGGCAGUUAUCGCAAUCGUCAUGUCCGGCUUCCAGCUGUUUUGCUUUUGUCUCCUGACGUCUGCGGAUUUCCAGUUGAGUCCUCACAUAUAUGUAGGUGGUAUAGCCAGAAUAGGCGGCUAAAACACCGAGGCCUAUCUUCCACCUCAAAGCAAAAACCAUGCCAG
Ogataea polymorpha is the source of this 2220-nucleotide messenger RNA. RefSeq lists its product as uncharacterized. Gene Ontology annotation, molecular function: magnesium ion binding; 3-methyl-2-oxobutanoate hydroxymethyltransferase activity. The transcript has a single exon. Gene Ontology annotation, cellular component: mitochondrion. Lineage: Eukaryota; Fungi; Ascomycota; Pichiomycetes; Pichiales; Pichiaceae. Gene Ontology annotation, biological process: pantothenate biosynthetic process. The record is from RefSeq and is a predicted model, not a curated record. Bases 1 to 927 code for a protein of 308 amino acids.